Molecule: messenger RNA, 2006 nt
Organism: Tripterygium wilfordii
Lineage: Eukaryota; Viridiplantae; Streptophyta; Magnoliopsida; Celastrales; Celastraceae
Exons: 9
Coding region: 719-1684 (321 amino acids)
Source: RefSeq, a predicted model, not a curated record
UGGAUAUUUAGUGAUUUUUAGUGUCCUUAGUUCCUUUAGUUUUCAGUUAUAUCUGUCCUCUUGCAAGAUUGUUAAUCAAUAUUCGGGGCUCUCCCCUUUGAUCUUGUGAUCUCUUAUAUCUUGUUGGUUAGAUACAUUGUUAUUUACGGUAUUGUAACAAUGGAGGUGCUUGUGUUUGCUGGUGAUUAGCUGAUUGGUGAGGUAUUGCAUCUAUUUGUGAUACUGGUGGUAAUGAUGGUGCCGAGGUUGUGUAAUUGGAGUUAUUGUUUCUAAUUCGUGUAGUUACUGUCAAGUAUUUGCGUCACACUCCAGCCGUUCGACGAAUGGCCUGACUGAAAGUGCAUCAAGAGUUUUAUGAAAAUGUUGAAAUCUGUGGGGAGAACUGUGUUGAUUGUGUUGUUGAUGUUGUUUCUGGUCUCCAGCUUAUUUGAGUUGUACAACCCAUUUUUUGUAAUUAGAUUUAGAAGUAGCUCAAGACUCAUCCAUGUUUCCUUGAUUCCCAAAAUCUCAUUACAUACUCGCCAGUUUCGGCUACUUCUGUCCAGGUGGUCUGUUAUUUGCCUUUCCUGGAUUUCUUUGAUUGCUCAUGCCAGAUGUUUAUUUUCUUAACUUUGGGUCCUGCUUCCCUCAAAUCCAACAGUGUGGCUGCUAAAAGUUGAUAGAAGCACUAGGAAAAAAAUACUCAGGCAUCGCAGGAUCGAUAUCUGAUAAGUCAAACAUGAGUGAUGAUUCUUAUAUUCAAGGUCCAGUAAUUGAAGAGUUCACUUUUCCUGCAAAUUCUGCUCCCUUCAAAAGCUGCCAUGCAUCCACUAUUGUUGAGGUUGAAAAGAAUCAUUACUUGGUUGCAUAUUUUGGUGGUUCAGCAGAAGGCGCAAGUGACGUGAAAAUUUGGUUGCAGACAUACAAAGAUGGCUGUUGGUUACCACCUUUCAUUGUUGAUGAACAACCUGAUGUUCCAAUGUGGAACCCUGUUUUAUUUAAGCUUCCAUCCAAUGAGCUGUUGCUGUUUUAUAAAAUUGGGCAAGAGGUUCAAAAAUGGAGUGGGUGCAUGAAGCGGUCAUAUGAUAAAGGUGUUACCUGGACCCAAAGAGAGCAGCUUCCUCCUGGUAUAUUAGGUCCCUCUAAGAAUAAGCCUCUCUUGCUGGACAGUGGGCUCUUGCUUUGUGGAUCAUCUGUAGAAAGUUGGAACUCUUGGGGGGCAUGGAUGGAGGUGACAGCUGAUUCAGGAAGGUCGUGGAAAAAGUAUGGUCCAAUUUAUGUUAAAAACACAUCCCUCAGUGUUAUUCAACCAGUUCCUUUCCUAACUGCUAGAGGAACGCUGCGUGUUUUACUGCGAUCCUUUAAUGGUAUUGAUAGAGUUUGUCUGUCAGAAUCCUACGAUGGAGGCCAAAAUUGGGGUUAUGCAGAACCUACUGGACUUCCCAACCCAAACUCAGGCAUUGAUGGGGUAAAGCUGAAGGAUGGCCGUCUCUUACUAGCUUACAAUACUAUCUCUAGGGGUGUACUUAAAGUUGCCCUGUCCAUGGAUGACGGUGAUUCAUGGCAUGAUAUUUUGACAUUGGAGAAGAAUCUUGGAAUGGAAUUCUCAUAUCCAGCAGUUAUCCAGUCCGGUGAUGCAUCGGUUCACAUCACCUAUACAUAUAAUAGGACACAAAUUAAGCAUGUUGUUCUCCGACUAAAAUAAUGCAAGGACGACUCAGGAAGGAAAUUUACAAAGAGAUUCUUGUCUGUUUCAAAUGGCGCAGAAAGUGAUCCGUUUUCACUUCAUAGUUCAUGGGUAUGAGUUACUCAGCAGUCAGCAUAUGACCUUAAUGUGGCUGCAUUAUUAGUAAUCAAUUACAACUAUCAAAGCUCUAUGGUCAUGGGUGUAGUUCUCUUAAGACCAAGAAAAUUUUUGUUGUUCUCUAAAUGUUCCUUUCAAAAGCUCAUAUGUAAUUAAGACAAGUUGGUCCAUAUUCAUUACAAUGAGGGAGUUUUAUCUAAAUAGGGAACCAUUUUAAGUAGGA